Molecule: messenger RNA, 2488 nt
Organism: Psammomys obesus (fat sand rat)
Lineage: Eukaryota; Metazoa; Chordata; Mammalia; Rodentia; Muridae
Gene: Lyve1
Product: lymphatic vessel endothelial hyaluronan receptor 1
Exons: 6
Coding region: 1-957 (318 amino acids)
Biological process (GO): cell adhesion
Cellular component (GO): plasma membrane
Molecular function (GO): hyaluronic acid binding; transmembrane signaling receptor activity
Source: RefSeq, a predicted model, not a curated record
AUGUCCAAACACUUUAGCCUGGCGUUGCUUCUCGCUUCUCUUUGGACCACUAGGCUCCUGGUCCAAGGUGCCAUCCAAGCGCAAGACCUUACCAUUUCUCCAUGCAGAAUCGUGGGUGUUGCUCUUGUGGGCAGAAAGGCAAACCCGCAGAUGAAUUUCACGGAAGCCAGGGAGGCCUGUAAGGUGCUGGGACUGACUCUGGCCAGCAAGGACCAGGUGCAAGCAGCACAGAUGUCUGGCUUUGAGACUUGUAGCUACGGUUGGGUUGGAGAACGGUUCACAGUCAUCCCUCGGAUUUUCCAAAACCCCAAGUGUGGGAAGAACGGGAAAGGCGUCCUGAUUUGGAAAGCUUCCCCCAGCGUACAGUUCAAAGCCUAUUGCCACAACUCAUCUGACAUCUGGGUUAAUUCGUGCAUCCCAGAAAUCAUCACCACAUUCUACCCCACGUUCGACACUGAAACCUCCGAAACCGAGUUUUCCGUCAGCAACAGUGCCUACUCGGCUUCAUCCCCGGACUCCACAGCGCAAACUUCUGCUACCACCCGGGCUCCACCUUCCACCUCCAUGAAACGGAAGACAAAAGUGAUUUGUUUCACGGAAGUUUAUACGGAACCAAGCACCAUAGCUACAGAAACAAGACCAUCUCUUGAAAGUGGAGCAACAUUCAAGAAUGAAGCAGCUGGGUUCGGAGGUGUCCCCACAACCCUGCUGGUGCUGGCCCUCCUCUUCUUUGGUGCUGCGGCUGUUCUGGCUGUUUGCUACGUGAAAAGGUAUGUGAAGGCCUUCCCUUUCACAAACAAGAAUCAACAGAAGGAAAUGAUUGAAACCAAGGUUGUAAAGGAAGAGAAGGCUGAUGACGUCAAUGCUAAUGAAGAAUCAAAGAAAACUGUUAAAAAUGCGGAGGAGCCCAAGAGUCCACCCAAAACUACGGUGCGAUGCUUAGAGGCUGAGGUUUAGAUGCAAGAGCAUGGAGAAGGUACACCAGAGGCAAGCUUCAUGCCAGGGAACCAAAGACCAAAGCCACUGUUGGUUCCUAAUGAGAAAAAGACUGCGGAAUUUCCCACAUGGGGAGAGGGGCUCUCCUUACUGCAAUCUUCUCCGGACUCUACCCUCCAACCUCCACCCUUCCCACAGCCUCCCUAGCCUGUCUGCAUCUCACAGCAGACCAGAGCAUGGAGAGAGCUUUCAAAGCACCGGGCCCUAAAACAGCUCCUCAGCUCACAGCCGAGACAGGCUGCCAGUCCCUGAGGCAUGGCCAGCCCCAUAGUCCAAAAUCUUCCACGGGAAAACAAACACACCACCUGGCCAUGUUCUUUGGGACCAGGCACACCUAGAAUAAGGAAAGGAAAGCAACAGAAGGUCACUGAGAGCCCAGUGACUUGAGACCUAAUCCCUGGGAAGCCAAAAUAAACAGAGCACAAGGAGGGAACUGGAGACACUGAUAGCAGCCUUGUUGAUAGAGACUGUAAAUAUAGGCUUGGGACCGGGGGAGGGGGGCUCUCAGUGAAUAGGCCUGAAUCACUUUAUAUAACAUAGACACACUUUCUUUUCUCUCUACUGUUGCUGCUGUUCUCUAUAGACAAAUACACUUUUGUAAAAAACCUAAAAAGGGGAGGGACUGGGGGGUUGGCUCAGUGGGAGAGCAGUUCCUUACAUGCCCAAGUCUUACAGUCAAUCCCCAGACCCCCCCCCAAAACAAAAACACAAACAAAAAUAACUAUUUUUACCUGAGUUACAGUACCCAUUUCUGAGAAAACAACUAUGUUAAAAGGUUAAAGGAAAAAAGUACAAAAAAUGUUGUCAGAUAAUCUACUACAGGCUGAGAGCCCCUCACCUGAAAUGCUUGGAACUAACAGUGUUACAGAUUUCAGAUUAUGCUUGAGGUCUGGAAUACUUGCACAUACAUAAUGACAUAUGAGAGGGACUCAGUCUAAAUAUCGAGUUUACUUAUGUUUCAUGUAUACCUUGUACAUGUAGCCUGGAGGUAAUUCAGACAAUACUUUAAAAACAACUUCGUACAUGAGACAAACUUUCAUGGUGUAGCAUUUUCCCUCUGGAGGCAUCAUGCUGACAGACAGACAGUUUCAGAUUUGGUAGCAGUUUGGUUUUCAGGUUUUUGGAUUAAAGAUGUCAGGUUCUAGGUAAGGCAUGACAUUCUGUAACUGAAUAUUAUUCAUCACAUAGUUGUGUAUAGAGGAGUGUUGUCUGAAGCUAAUAUUUUUCCAGUUUUGAUAUCCCUGGCUUAUCCAGUUCCAAACUAAUUUUUUGUUACUGAGACUAACCCAUUCAUUUCCUCCAAUACAACAACUACUACAAUCUUAAUUUAUUAUUAACAUUUUUGAAAGUGUAUUAUUACCUCGCCAUAGCAACACAUAUGUUGGUGUGCCUUUAACAAAUGCAUCACCAGCUCUCCUUUUUCCCAGCAAGAAGAACCUGAGAGGGGAAGACUUAUUUGUGCCUUAAACAAAUAAAGCAUUUAGAAAACUCC